ACGUGAAAUAUCUGUGCACAUUAUACUCGGACGUUCCUGCAAACACAGUAAGGUCACCCAUCUUUCCUCCCUGUAAGAAACUUCCUGAUCACUAGUGCUGGAGGGUGGAAAUGGAUAAUAAAUUCUUUAACCAUAUGAACGGAGAUCCCUCUCAGGAAUCCAGCUACAUUGAAGAAAGCAAGGCCCAGAACGAUGCAAUCUCCUUGAUUUUCUCCCUCAAAGAAGAAGUUGGAGCUUUGGCUAAAGUGCUACGCAUAUUUGAGGAGAAGGGGAUAAACCUGAUCCACAUUGAAUCCAGACCUUCCCGGCUGAACAAAGAUGAGUACGAAUUUUUCAUCAAUCUGGAAAGCAAGAACAUCCCAGCUCUUGAGGGAAUCAUCCAUACACUGAGAGACGACAUUGGAGCAAAUGUCCACGAGCUUUCGCGUGAAAAGAGGAAGGAUGCUGUUCCAUGGUUCCCAAGAACUAUUAAAGAACUGGAUAGAUUUGCCAAUCAAAUUCUCAGCUACGGAGCAGAACUGGAUGCCGACCACCCCGGUUUCAAAGAUCCUGUUUACCGCGCCAGAAGAAAGGAGUUUGCUGAUAUAGCUUACAACUAUAGACAUGGGCAGCCAAUUCCCAGAGUGACAUACACUGAGGAAGAGAAGAGAACAUGGGGCACAGUCUUCAGGGAGCUGAAGACCCUGUAUCCCACCCACGCUUGUUAUGAACACAAUCAUGUCUUCCCUCUCCUGGAGAAAUACUGUGGCUAUGAGGAAGACAACAUCCCGCAGCUGGAAGAUGUCUCAAACUUCUUGAAAAGCUGCACUGGAUUCCGCCUGCGCCCUGUAGCUGGCCUGCUGUCUUCUCGGGAUUUUUUGGCUGGCUUGGCUUUCAGGGUGUUUCACUCUACUCAAUACAUCCGCCAUUCAUCGCGGCCAAUGUACACGCCAGAACCUGAUGUUUGCCACGAACUCCUAGGACAUGUCCCUCUGUUUGCUGACCCCAGCUUUGCUCAGUUUUCUCAAGAAAUCGGAUUGGCUUCCCUGGGUGCUCCAGAUGAAUACAUUGAGAAACUUGCUACGGUUUAUUGGUUUACUGUGGAAUUUGGACUGUGUAAAGAAGGCAAUGAGAUAAAGGCAUACGGAGCAGGGCUUCUGUCGUCAUUUGGAGAAUUACAGUAUUGCUUAUCAAAUAAGCCUGCCGUUGAACCUCUCAAUUUGGAAAGGACAGCAGUUCAAAAAUAUCCUGUCACCGAAUUCCAACCCAUUUACUAUGUUGCUGAAAGUUUCAAAGAUGCAAAGCAAAAGUUAAGGAAAUAUGCCUCAACAAUUUCCCGUCCGUUCUCCGUCCGUUACAACCCGUACACUGAACGGAUUGAAGUUCUGGACAACACAAAACAGCUCAAGAAUUUAGCUGAUGCCAUCAGCAAUGAGUUGGGACUUCUUUGCAACGCUCUCCAGAAGAUCAAGUGAAGAUGCUCUCAGAUGCCUUUUGAUGGCUCCAAGAGCCACGGGGGACGGGACUGGACAGUGAAACAAAUAUCAAACUUUUAAAAAACAAAUGAAGAAAGUCUGCCAAUAAUUAAUAGCAUGUAGAAAUGUGAUACAUAUUUAAUGUGCUUGUCAUCACAGUUAUAAUAAAGGCAGGUGACAGUUUAGAUGUCUGUAAUCUAGAUUUAUAUCAUAUGGCACGUGCAAAAGGUCUCAGCAAGUUCCCCCACAAAAAUCCACAUCCAUGAAUCUCAUGGGAGGUUUCAUGGGGGGGGGAGGGGUUGGCUCCUGAAGAGAAAUGGGAAGAGCUCCGAGAUAGAGUGGGACAACCUAGGAGAGGAUCCUAGCAGGAUGGGGGAGGUGAAACUGGGACCCUAAGAAGUGUCUGAGCCUGGGAAGGGGGCCAGUGGCCUAGGGAAUGGAGAGCUGGCUCCAGGGGCCGAGUGGGUUAACAGAAGAAUCUUCCACCCUGUGCUAUUGGACACCCCUAGUACAUAAGAAUAUAAGAGCAUCCUGUUCUCACAGUAACCAACCAGAUGCCUUUGGGAAGCCUGGAACUAGAAUUCAAGGAAAAGAGCACUCUCCCCUCCUGUGGUCUCCAGUGACUGGUUUUCAGAAGGAUUGCUGCCUCCAAGAGUGGUAUCUUCUGCUGUGGGGCCACCCCCAGGUGCCUCCUCCUAGGAGUGAGGAUCCCCCUGCACCUGGGGAGGCAACUGAGAGUAGAUCAGAUGUUGAGGUGGCACGGACAAACUUUGCAGACCCAACCAAUUGGAAGGAAAGCCUGUUUGCUUCCCUAUUCCCAGGACUCUGGCCACUUGCCACACUCAGAGCUGAAUCCACUCUGCUCUUCAAAAGGAAGUUGCAGAGGGCAUGUUGCUUGUUGGAUCAGCCAUCUUAGCAUGCACUUAGUCAUGCUAUACCUCUUAUGUACCUACUGCAUCUUAUAACUUGUGCCUUCCCUGUGAACCGAUCUGAUUUAUACAUUAAAGUCUUGGGAAGAAACACAGCUGGGAAUGCAAGUGGAUCUUUUGGCAGUGAAGGCCCAGACAUAUCCUGCCCAAAGUCCUUUGUUUUGUUGUUUAAGGUGCCGCCCACCUCCAUCCAGGAGUUCACACACAAAGCAUGGCAGGGGGUGUUCUCCUAAUUUAUUUUCCGCCAUCCACUUUCAGAGCCAGGAUGCCUGUGAAGGCCAGUGACUGGGAAUGGCAUGUGGGCAGAGCACUGUUGUGCUCAUGCCCUGUCUGUGGGCUUUCUAAGGGCAUCUGCUCAACCACAGUGAGAGCAGAAUGCUGGACUAAAUGGGCUCCUGUCCUGAUCCAGCAGGCUCUUCUUGGGUCCUUAACCUGUUUGCAGCUUCAUACAGUUUAUUUUUCUUCUUCGAAAUGACAAUCAAUAAAUUGCUAGGUAAUACACAGCUAUAGCCUCACCUGCAACUUUUAUUUCUCUCAGCUUUUACUUUUUUAAAUUACUUUGCGUUCUUGUUUGUUUGUUUAUAUCGUCGUUUAAAGCUGUUUGCAAUGAUAUGCUAAAGCUGAUUAUAUGGUUUUGAACAAUCAAUAAAUUACAAUUUUUAAAAACCCAUGAAGCAUUAGAGA
Molecule: messenger RNA, 3067 nt
Organism: Zootoca vivipara (common lizard)
Lineage: Eukaryota; Metazoa; Chordata; Lepidosauria; Squamata; Lacertidae
Gene: PAH
Product: phenylalanine hydroxylase
Biological process (GO): L-phenylalanine catabolic process; L-tyrosine biosynthetic process
Molecular function (GO): phenylalanine 4-monooxygenase activity; iron ion binding
Source: RefSeq, a predicted model, not a curated record